Molecule: messenger RNA, 646 nt
Organism: Psylliodes chrysocephalus
Lineage: Eukaryota; Metazoa; Arthropoda; Insecta; Coleoptera; Chrysomelidae
Source: the annotation of a GenBank genome assembly
GGCUUGAUAACAAGUAUGAUGUAGAACAUCGAACAUUUUCAAAAAAAAAUUGUCCUCUGUGGAACACAUCACAUUGACAACAGAGAUUUGGUCCGACAGUAUGCAAAUGCGCAGCUUCUUGGGUCUCACUGCACAUUGUGGAGUGGUUACAGGACUAAAUUCUGUAACUCUUGGUGUCUACGAACUAAGCGAACGCCGCACAUCCGAGUAUUUAUCUGAAAUACUUUUAAAUACAUUCAGAGAAUGGGGCAUAAAUCCUGAAACCAUAUCAGCAGUUGUCACUGACAAUGCAGGAAAUAUAGUAAAAGCUAUUGACCUGGCUUUUAGUCAAAGAAAACACAUACCAUGUUUUGCACAUACGCUAAAUAUAGGGGCUCAAACUAUUUUACAUAAUGAUAAACUAAAAAACAUAAUUUUGAAGAUGGAAUCUAUUAUUACAUGGUUUAAACAAAGCUGCAUUGCCAGUGAUGAACUUCGUAAAGCUACAACCGAAGAAACAAAGCUCAUCCAAGAUAUUUCAACUCGUUGGAAUAGCACAUAUUUUAUGAUAGAACGAUUUUUAAAACUCUGCGUUUAUGUGAAUGAAAUUGUUUCACUGUUAAGUCCAUUUGAAGCUGCUACCAGGGAAGUCUCAGGAGAUCAUUAA